Molecule: messenger RNA, 2468 nt
Organism: Arachis stenosperma
Lineage: Eukaryota; Viridiplantae; Streptophyta; Magnoliopsida; Fabales; Fabaceae
Product: O-fucosyltransferase 20-like
Exons: 6
Coding region: 127-1812 (561 amino acids)
Cellular component (GO): cytoplasm
Source: RefSeq, a predicted model, not a curated record
UAGGAAAAAGUCUGAAUUACCCUCUUUCACAAACAAGAUGAACAGAAACAAAGAAAAGUAGCUUCUUUUAAGAGACAACAAAAUACAGAGGCUAGCCUGCCUCUGUUUUCAUAUUCUGCUUUUUCAAUGGCAAAGUCAAAGAACAAUGCGAAGAAGUUGUGUUACAUCUCAGUUCCUUCUCAGAUUAUAAACUCAAUAUCAUCUUCUUCGUUGCAAUCCCUUAUUGAUUCCCCCAAGAAAUCCUCAAGAAACAACAACAACAGAUUCUUCCUCUUCUUCUUCUCUUUCUUCAGCAUAGGUUCAACAUUCUGCAGAAGACCAAGGCUAUUGUUUCUCACUCUCUUCCUUAUUAGUCUCAUUAGCAUGUUCAAGUUCGGCUUCACCCCGUUUUCAACAUACCCAUGUCCCUUAACAACAACAACAUCAUCACAAAAAUCACACCUCUCACUCCAGAGUCUUCAUCCAAAUUCAAACUUUGGUGUUAUCCUGCAGAGACGAGAAGAAGAAGAAGCACAAGCGCAAGUGCCUAUUGGUGAUGGUGAUGGUGGUGAGUUUUGGAAGCAACCGGAUGGGUUGGGAUACAAGCCAUGUUUGAGUUUCUCAAGAGAUUAUAGAAGAGCGAGUGAAGGGAUUAUGAAGAACAGAAGAAAGUAUCUUAUGGUGGUGGUUUCUGGUGGAAUGAAUCAACAAAGGAACCAGAUUGUUGAUGCUGUUGUUAUUGCUAGGAUUCUGGGUGCUGCUUUGGUUGUUCCCAUUUUGCAAGUUAAUGUGAUUUGGGGUGAUGAAAGUGAAUUCGGUGAUAUAUUUGAUUUGGAGCACUUCAAGAGCGUGCUCUCCGACGACGUGAGAGUGGUUUCGGCGCUGCCGUCGACACAUUUGAUGACGAGGCCGGUGGAAGGAAGCCCUCCGCCUCAUGUUACUCCCACUUGGAUCCGUGCCAGAUAUCACAGAAAGCUCACCAGAGAAGGUGUUCUGCUUUUACGUGGCUUGGAUUCAAGACUUGCGAAGGAUCUUCCUCCAGAUCUUCAGAAACUUAGGUGCAAGGUUGCUUUUCAUGCAUUGAGGUUUGCGAAGGCAGUUGAGGAGCUCGGCGAGAAGAUUGCAGAGCGAAUGGCGAGCAAGGGGCCAUACCUUGCUCUUCAUCUCCGGAUGGAAAAGGAUGUCUGGGUGAGGACUGGAUGCCUUCCUGGAUUGGCUCCUGAGUUUGAUGAAAUUGUAAACAACGAGAGGAUACAGCGGCCGGAGCUCUUGACUGCCAAAUCAAACAUGACUUACCAUGAAAGGAAGAUGGCUGGCCUUUGUCCCUUGAAUGCCAUGGAAGUUACCAGGCUGCUGAAGGGUCUAGGAGCUCCAAGAAAUGCUAGAAUUUAUUGGGCUGGAGGAGAACCAUUGGGUGGAAAAGAAGCAUUGCUUCCAUUAAUCCAAGAGUUUCCUCAUUUUUACAACAAGGAAGAUCUUGCUAAUCCGGCAGAACUAGAACCAUUUGCAAACAAAGCUUCUCUCAUGGCUGCAAUUGAUUACAUAGUUUCUGAGAAGAGUGAUGUUUUCAUGCCUUCUCAUGGAGGAAAUAUGGGGCAUGCAAUUCAGGGUCACCGAGCAUAUGCAGGACACAAGAAAUACAUAACACCAAACAAAAGACACAUGUUACCAUAUUUUCUUAAUUCUUCCCUCUCUGAAGAAGAGUUCAAUAGAAUCAUGAAGGAAUUGCACCAAGAUUCAUUAGGGCAACCAGAACUGAGGACUAUAAAAGCUGGUAGGGAUGUAACCAAGUACCCUAUCCCAGAGUGUAUGUGCAAUAAUGACUCCCAUUAGCACCAAAGAGCCUAUCCUAUCAACAACGGAAGUGAAACCGAUUAGAUCGGCGGUCCGGUCCAGUCCGGUCCGGUUCAAGGUUUAUAACACUGAAGAAGUGGGUUAGCAGAAUGUUUUUGAAUUCCUGAAAAUUUUACACUAAAAACUUAUCUUGGAAUGAUUUUUCAAUAUAAGACCUUCAGGAAUGUGAAAGCAUUUCACUAACUAUAUGUCGCCGAGGAAACUGCUAUAGUAUUCAAAACAAACACUUGUUUUGAAUACUAUGUGCCAUUUUCAAGCACACCUCUACUUGCAGGUGUAUUCACAUUAUUAUCCCUUAAAUAUGCUAAAUUUGUAUGUGAGGCAAAGUAGAUUAUUGUUAUGGUCGAAAAUUUUUUACAUCUUCUUGAAACAUAUUUAAUACAUCUUCUAACAAUUACAAUAACUCAUUUUUAUUAUUAUAAAUGAAAAAUGAGUAAUUGUGAUUGUUUUCUGAGUAAGCAUUAAAUGAAUGUGGGAUGUAUGUAAAAUUUUUCGGUCAUAUUAACUUAAUAAUACACAACACAUAUCAUUCUUUGAUUUUGUUUUAAUUUCUUAAAAAGAGAUUGUAUAGGAUACAUCUCCUCCUCUAUGUAAUUCUUUGAACUACUCCUACAUAAUGAGAUUUGUAUAAAUUA